AAGAGACAGAAACCAAGUUUUCUCAAACAAACCAAAAUCUAUAAUGGAGAUGAACAUGAGCUUUUCCCAUGACAUGGACGAUGAAUAUGAGAAACUCAUUAGAAGAAUGAAUCCACCCAGGGUUGUGAUUGAUAAUGAAGCCUGCAAGAAUGCAACAGUGAUAAGUGUUGAUAGUGCAAACAAACAUGGAAUCCUUCUUGAAGUUGUACAAAUCCUCACUGAUAUUAAUCUUAUCAUUACUAAGGCUUACAUAUCUUCUGAUGGCAAUUGGUUCAUGGAUGUUUUCAAUGUUACUGAUCAUGAUGGAAACAAAAUCCUAGAUGAAGGGAUUCUAGAUUAUAUAAGGAAGUCUCUAGGACCAGAAUCUUGUUUCACACCUUCAAUGAGAUCUGUUGGGGUGAAGCAAUCAAUGGACCACACCGCAAUCGAGUUAACAGGAAGCGACAGGCCGGGAUUGCUGUCUGAAGUGAGUGCUGUCCUGAAGCAUCUUAAAUGCAAUGUAGUAAAUGCUGAAGUUUGGACACAUAACACCCGUGCUGCGGCUGUGAUGCAAGUGACCGAUGAGGAAACGGAAACCGCGAUUACCGACCCCGAAAGACUGUCGAGGAUAAAGACACUUCUUUGCAAUGUGCUCAAGGGUAGCAACAAAUCCAGCUUAGCCAAAACUGUGGUCUCCCACUCGGUCACACAUACUGAUAGAAGGCUUCAUCAGAUGAUGUUUGCCGAUAGGGAUUACGAACGAAUCGGGGAAGAUGUCUUGGACGACAGGCAAAGGCCAAAUGUCGAUGUCGUUAAUUGGUAUGAUAAGGACUAUUCAGUGGUUACAAUUAGGUGUAAAGAUAGACCGAAACUUCUCUUCGAUACGGUUUGCACCUUAACAGAUAUGGACUAUGUAGUUUUUCAUGCAAAUAUCGAUACUUUGGGACCUGAUUCGUAUCAGGAAUAUUACAUUCGGCAUAUCGAUGGAUCCCCGGUGAAAUCGGAUGCUGAGAGAGAAAGGGUAACUCAGUGUCUUGAAGCAGCAAUUGCCAGAAGGGUAUCUGAGGGUUUGAAGCUCGAACUCUGCACGACCGACAGAGUUGGAUUGCUGUCCGAUGUAACUCGGAUCUUCCGCGAGAGCAGCCUUACCGUCACCCGAGCUGAAGUAACAACAAAGGCAGGCAAAGCGGUUAACACAUUCUAUGUUCGCGAUACGUCUGGUUAUCCUGUUGAUGCUAAGACCAUAGAUUCUAUCAGACAAGUUAUAGGCCAGACCAUACUAAAAGUUAAAGGCAACCCUGAAGACAUCAAACCAGUUUCCCAGGAAUCUCCAACUAGGUUCCUUUUUGGUGGUCUCUUCAAGUCAAGCUCUUUUGUCAACUUCAGCUUGGUCAGAUCAUAUUCCUAG
Messenger RNA from Hibiscus syriacus, 1387 nucleotides. Its product is annotated as ACT domain-containing protein ACR4-like. The transcript has 8 exons. The record is from RefSeq and is a predicted model, not a curated record. Bases 44 to 1387 code for a protein of 447 amino acids. Lineage: Eukaryota; Viridiplantae; Streptophyta; Magnoliopsida; Malvales; Malvaceae.